CUAGCCAGAGCAGAGUCCCCCCCUGCCCCGAGUGAAGGAAAAAGCAACGGGAGGAAAGACCAUGGAGGGAGCUGGAAGUGUUAGCUACUUUGAGAAACUUUUUCCUUCUUAAGUUUUCUGCGAAAAUCAAAGCGCCUCAAUGUGGCGACUUCCGGUGUGUAUUUGUGUUCUGGGAACACGUCGUAAACCUUAACAUUCAAACAUACACCGACAUUCUGGCCGCGGACUGUUAGCACAACCCGACCAAAGUUAGCCUGUCUCGGCUAACUUAGCCUGUCUCAGCUAACUUAGCCUGUCUCAGCUAGCAGGAGAGGACAAAAAGGCGAGUGGAAACAGCGAGCUGAAAGUGGCGCCGAGGCGUCAGGGAUCCAGUAAUGCUGCGGCUCGGGAUUAACUUCAGAUACGGAUGAGAAGCAGAUAAACCGAGAACUACUGCGAGCCGGACGACCGCUGCUAUGCUGGGGGGGAUUCACGGCUCUGGCAGCCCGCCGGAGUCCCGAGGGGGGCCGCACUCGGUGCUGUGGAGGCUCGGGGGCUUCUUCUUCCUCAUGCUGCUGGAGGGGGUCGGCGGCCUGGCCAGCCCGAGCGCUGCCUCCGGAGACAACAACAACAACAACAACAGCCCGAGUGUUAACAUUUACAUGAGUGUUGAGGAGGUGAAGAAGCUUUUGGGCCUGGAUGCAGAGCUGUACUAUGUGCGAGAUGACGUGGUGAAUCAUUACGCGCUCUCCUUCACCCUGCCUGUGCCCAGUGAGACCAACAGCCUGCACUUCUCCUGGCAUUCCAAGACAAAGGUCGACUACCGGCUUGGCUUUCAAAUGGACAACGACGUGGCCAUGAACGAACCCCGAAGCAACAUCUCCAUUCAGGGGGAGGUGCCCCGCGUUCCCUCUGUCUUCAGAGUGGACCUCUUCUGUUCGGGCAGGGUGGAUGGAGAGGCUGUGUUAACAGUGCAGCUCAAUCUGACCAUACGUGCCAACAACUACACAGUGCUCAACUUCAAGAGGAGGAAAAUGUGCUAUAAAAGAAUAGAUUCUGACCCAAAGUUUCCUCUCAGCAAUAAAACUCAUCCACAGCCUGAAUAUGGUGUGACCGCCCCCACCACCUCCACCCAGGUGUUCUACAUCAGUGUGAGCGUCUGCUGCAUUGUGAUCUUCCUAGUGGCCAUCAUCCUGGCCAUCCUGCACCUACACAGCAUGAAGAGGGUGGAGAUGGAGGACAGUGUGAGUGACAGUGGGAGCUCGCAGGGCCUGUCUCAGCCGUCCACACAGACCACACAGUACCUGAGGGCGGACACCCCCAACAACGCAGCCCCCGUCACCAACAAUCACCCUGGUUCUGCACCCAUUCUCCAGCUUGCUGCCUCCUCCUUCCAAAACCCUGGUGCCCCCCCUCAUGAAACCAAAAGUUACCCAUCGCUCCGCAUUGAGAAGAAUGACCUGAGGAGUGUUACUCUGAUGGAGGCCAAAGCUAAAGUGAAAGACAUCGCCAUCUCAAGGGAGAGAGUCACAUUACAAGACGUGUUGCAUGAAGGCACGUUUGGCCGCAUCUUCCACGGCGUGCUGCUGGAUGAAAAGGACUCCAGUAAAGAAAAGCAGGUCUUUGUAAAGACAGUGAAAGAUCAUGCAUCUGAAGUGCAGGUGACCAUGAUGUUGACUGAAAGUUGCAAGCUUCGUGGACUUCAUCACAGGUGAGUGGAACUAAUUUGUAUUUCCUGUUGCUACUUCUCAACUGCACAUUGUCUGUGUCUCUCCCCCAUUUCCUCUCAGGCGAUCUCUCAACAGGACCUGGUUUACAUGGCCAUCCAGAUUGCAUGUGGAAUGAGUUACCUCUCUCGCAGGGAGGUCAUACACAAAGACCUCGCUGCCAGGAACUGUGUCAUUGACGACAACAUGCAGGUGAAGAUAACAGACAAUGCCCUUGCCCGAGACCUGUUUCCCAUGGAUUACCACUGUCUGGGGGACAAUGAGAACCGGCCGGUGCGCUGGAUGGCCCUGGAGAGCCUGCUCAACAACGACUUCUCCAGUGCCAGUGAUGUGUGGGCCUUUGGAGUGACUUUGUGGGAGCUGAUGACUCUGGGUCAGACCCCCUACGUGGACAUUGACCCUUUCGAGAUGUCCGCCUACCUGAAGGACGGCUACAGAAUAGCACAGCCCAUCAACUGUCCAGAUGAACUGUUUGCUGUGAUGGCCUGCUGCUGGGCCCUGGAUCCAGAGGAGAGGCCAAAGUUCCAGCAGCUGGUUCAGUGUCUCACAGAGUUCCACGCAGCGUUGGGCGCUUACGUGUAAAAACUUAAAACAUACUUCUUUGUUUGUUUUUACCAAGAACAGCAACACUACAGGCUGGUGGACACUAUUCAUAAGGAAUACAUGAAAUAUAGAAAUGUGCCUUACCAGGUGAAAGAGUCUGAUGCUUUUAUUUUGUACAGUUGUUUUUGGAGUUUUUAUAUAGUUGCAUUUUUUUUACAGCAUAGCAAGGUAAAUGGUUUCUUUGUUAAAUAUUGUUUGCUUUGAAAGCAUCUAGAAGUGAUGGCAAUACAGUGCUCCACCUGCAUUCCCGGACAUUUACGUGCCAGCGGACCCAUUCUUUUAUAGAACAAUGUAUGCCUCCAACAACCUGGAUUCAAAGACAGUAUUUUCUACAGCUUUGUAUUUUAGUGACAGUGUAGAUGUGUUGUGGAUAGACCUAAAGCUGUGUUGGUAUGCUUUGGUACGAGGAGCCUCUGUGGAGAGGAGUUCUUCCUGAAGGUACACGUUUCCUCCGGAUCACACUAAAGACUUUUCCUCGUUGAUCAAACGGAUGGACGCUUCAGCUUUUCCUAAAUCAGCAUUGCAAAGCUACAUUUAUGACCUUGAUUUAUUUUUAUAAAUCAAAGUGAAUUGUGGACACUAUUAUUAUUUUAUUGUCACCACCUUAUUCCUCUUUUGUACAUUUUCUUUCUAUCUGAACCUCCAAACUAUCUCAACGUGUCUAUUUUAUAAGCUUGACUGUUCUGCGUCAGAACAAAACAAAAACCUUCACAGGAUUCUUUUGACUGAUUUGAUGUUCUAAUAAUCACUGUGAACACAAACUGCCACCAGCUCGGUCUGAUCUUAUUCUUCCACCUUGAACAUCUUUGUGUCUCUAUGGUCACUGCAUGUUGGAUUAAGGUUUUAAACUGCUUCCCGAUUUCAUAUCCACAAAUUAAAUGGGAUUUUAAAAUAUA
Messenger RNA from Gymnodraco acuticeps, 3205 nucleotides. RefSeq names its product receptor like tyrosine kinase (gene ryk). The record is from RefSeq and is a predicted model, not a curated record. Gene Ontology annotation, molecular function: protein kinase activity; ATP binding. Gene Ontology annotation, biological process: positive regulation of kinase activity; cell surface receptor protein tyrosine kinase signaling pathway; multicellular organism development. NCBI's taxonomy places the organism in Eukaryota, Metazoa, Chordata, Actinopteri, Perciformes, Bathydraconidae. The transcript has 15 exons. Gene Ontology annotation, cellular component: signaling receptor complex.